Molecule: messenger RNA, 1800 nt
Organism: Erigeron canadensis
Lineage: Eukaryota; Viridiplantae; Streptophyta; Magnoliopsida; Asterales; Asteraceae
Product: F-box/kelch-repeat protein At1g67480
Exons: 5
Coding region: 510-1646 (378 amino acids)
Molecular function (GO): protein binding
Source: RefSeq, a predicted model, not a curated record
CUUGAUUUUAGGGUCUCUUUUAUCCGUUCGUCAUCUCUUUUUAUAAAAUCCAAUUAUUAAUCACAUCUAUAUCUAUAUAUAUAUAUAUAUAUCUAAUCAUUUCACUUCCAUAACAACGCCAUUAUUCCACUCAACCAACAUCUAAAUUCUAUUCAGGUGGUUUUGCCUAUUUCAUUAAAAUGGAAGUUAUAGGGAGGUUAAGCCACUUUCUAUGCUCUGGCUGAUUCAUCACUGAGUUGGGUUUCAGAAAAUUUAGAAUUUGAGGUUACUCACAGAACAAGUGGCAUGGAAUUUGAAUUGGAUUGGACUAGACACAAGAAAUCGUCUGCUUUUGCAACUCAAGUGAUCAAUACUGCAAUUUCUUGGGCCCGUAAGAUACCUAUUACUGAAGGGUAUCAUGAAUUUUUGUAAUCAAGAUCUUACCAUUUUAAUUUGUUUCGUAUUCUUUUCUUCUAUUCGAGAAGAACCAAUUGAUCAACUCUGAAGAAUUUAAAAAUUUGCACUUAAAUAUGACUGAAUCUGUGUGUGGAGAGAUUGUCGUCGAAAACCCAAGUAUGCACAUCUCCAAAUUGGUCAGGAAGACAGGUUCCUGUUUACAUUCUCAAGUUGAUGCUGGUUUUGACAGCCCUGUAUUGCCUGGGCUACCUGAUGAUAUUGCGAAGUACUGUCUUGCCCUUGUUCCACGGUCAAACUUCCCAACAAUGGGCCGCGUGUCACGCAAAUGGAGGUCUUUUAUUAAGAGCAAGGAGUUUAUGAUUGUUAGGAAACUUGCUGGCGUGGUUGAAGAAUGGCUCUAUGUUUUGACUAAUGCUGAAGGAGAUGGGACCCAUUGGGAGGUUUUGGAUUGCCUGGGGAAUAUACGAUCAGUUCUCCCACCAAUGCCAGGCCCGUUAAAAUUAGGUUUUGGGGUUGUGGUUCUUAAUGGGAAGCUUAAUGUCAUUGCUGGAUAUUCGAUGGUUGAUGGUGUCGGGUCUGUUUCAUCCGAUGUGUACCAGUAUGAUUCUUGCCUUAACAGCUGGAGCAAGAUUGCAAAUAUGAAUGUGCCUCGCUAUGAUUUUGCUUGUGCAGAAGUAAAUGGCGUGGUUUACGCUGUUGGAGGUUAUGGGGUGAAUGGAGAGUCUCUUUCUUGUGCUGAGGCUUACGACCCUGAAUCUGACAAGUGGACAGUAAUUGAGUCUCUUCGCCGUCCACGUUGGGGUUGUUUCGCAUGCGGGUUCGAGGGUAAGCUUUAUGUUAUGGGCGGCCGGUCAAGUUUUACCAUCGGAAAUUCAAGGUUUGUUGACGUGUAUGACCCCAAAAAGCACACGUGGUGCGAGAUGAAAAACGGCUGUGUUAUGGUCACUGCUCAUGCUGUGGUCGGAAAGAAGCUUUUUUGUAUGGAAUGGAAGAACCAGAGAAAACUUGCUAUAUUUAACCCUAAAGAUAACUCGUGGAAGAUGGUGUCUGUGCCUGUGAUUGGGAGCUCUAGUAUCGGGUUUCGGUUUGGAAUAAUGGAAGAUAAGCUUCUGCUUUUCUCACUUGAAGAAGAGCAGGGAGGGUAUAACACACUAUUGUAUGACCCGAAUGCAACUCCUGGCUCAGAAUGGCAGACUUCAAAUGUUAAGCCAUCCGGUUUAUGCCUGUCUUGUGUCACAAUUAAGGCAUAGCAUGAUUGAUCAUAGUUCAUCCUUUUAGUUUGUGUUUUAAAACUGAUGUAUUCGAUUUUUCGUUGCAAGAAUUUGUUGUUGCGUUAGUGUAAUUGUGUGAGGAUCUAUUGUUUGCAAGAAUUACUAAUUUUUAAUAAGUUGUUGAAUUCCGAAA